Molecule: messenger RNA, 1216 nt
Organism: Triticum aestivum (bread wheat)
Lineage: Eukaryota; Viridiplantae; Streptophyta; Magnoliopsida; Poales; Poaceae
Product: probable staphylococcal-like nuclease CAN2
Exons: 8
Coding region: 254-1216 (320 amino acids)
Cellular component (GO): cytoplasm
Source: RefSeq, a predicted model, not a curated record
AUUUGGGAGGGACACCUGUGUUUGUUUUCCUUAUAACAACCACGAAAAGGGAAACCGCUCACGAGCAGUACAGCACCGGUGCCUAGAACUAGACUAGGCCCCACCACUCUCUUGACUGCCGUGCCGUCAGCUCCAUCACUCUACCACUCGUCUUGUCUUGUCAAGCAGAGCAAACAGAAGCAGCAUAUAUGCACACCGUGGGAAGAAAAAGGGGAAGUAGCAUAGAGCAGCGGAGGCGGAGGAGAAGGGAUCCAUGGGGAACAUCCUGAGGUCCCAUCAGCCCCAGCAGCAGCAGCAGCAGCAGCAGGAACCUCUGGAUCCCCAUGGCCUCGCGCCGGACGCCGCCGCCAUUGCCGCCCUGACGCGCGACCUCAGCAGCUUUGAAUCCGCAUCCAUGGUUCCGGAAGGGCUCGGACAGCACGUCACUUCAUCCAAGGAAGCACAGAUUAAUUGGUACAAGUGUAUUUUGGAAGCAUACAGGAACACAACCCCACCGAGAACACCAGCAGAGGCUGCCCAGCUAGCUGCGACAGCCCUAAACUGGAUCCCAAGAGUUGAUUUGGAGUGCAUUACACCAGCAUGGACAAAUGCUGUCUCUCAUAAUCACUAUGGCUCUCAGGUUAAUGCAAAGUGCAUUGGAGAUGGUGAUGGCUUUACUGCUUAUGUUGCUGUAAUGGAUGAUCCCAGGGAGUCAGCAAAUGUACCACAAAAAGUGUAUGACAUGGUGACUGAAAGGACUCAAGCACGCAUCCGUAGGGAUUGCGACACGGCUAAUACUCUUCGAAAUACCAUUGACGAAGCUGGAUACAAGAUAAUGAUCCGUUCAGGCAGUGAGAUCCUUGCAAGGAAAUACCGGAUCAGAAUGAGGGGAAUAGAUGCACCGGAGCUGAAGAUGACAUAUGGGAAGGAGUCAAAGGAUGCUUUGGUGAAGCUCAUUGGUGAGAAAAGCACCAGAAUUUAUGUGUAUGAGCAGGACCAAUUUGGCCGAUAUGUUGGCGACAUCUAUUGCGACAGUGUGUUCAUCCAGGAGCAGAUGCUGAAGAAUGGUCACGCAUGGCAUUUCAAGAAUUAUGAUUCACGCCAAGAGUUUUCUGAAUGGGAGAGAAAGGCAAGAGCUGCAUGCCAAGGGCUUUGGGCGUUAAAUAACCCUAAGAAGCCGUGGGACUGGAGAAGAGAUGAGCGCAAUGGAAGACACAUCACCAUUAAGGUCUAUUAA